CGCCAUUCCUGAACGAAAAAAAAAAAAAAGAGACUGCAGCCGCCCAAAUUUGCUCUUGUGAUUACAAUCGUGCUUCUAUGUCGAGGGAAACGGCGUGAGCGCCUAGAGCCGGAUCGAGUGAGAGCGAGGAUGAGCAGACGAGAGAUCUAAGAGAGGAAGAGAAGAACGGGAGGAGCAGAGUAGGUAGGCGAGCGAGAGAGGCGUCGGCAGCGGCAAGCUUGAGGACUCCAAGAUUAUGGAUUUCUCUAUUGCCAUGCUCCGAUAACCUCUUGCUCUAUGGAUUGGCUGAACAAAAUCUUUAAGGGGUCGAACUAUAAAAUUUCUGAAGGAAAAUACAGUGAAAACUGUGGGCAUGAUACGGACUGGAAAGAGAACACAGAUUCCUUGGAUGCUCUUUCAGAUUUUGAUGAUGAAGAUAUAGAUCGUGCUAUUGCACUCUCACUUUCAGAAGAAGAACAAAAUAAGGCAAAGGAGAUUGAUACUGGGUCUCACUUGGAUGAAGAUGAGCAACUUGCCAGAGCUUUACAAGAGAGCAUGAAUAUUGCUUCACCUCCUCGUGAAAAUGGCUAUCCUUCUUCUCUUGGGAAUGAUCAUCCUGCUGUCUUUGAUAAUGGACACUCCCAUGCUCGUGAAAAUGGGCACAGGAAUAUUUAUCAACCGAUAACAUUCCAGUACUCUUCAGGAUUCAGAAUAUGUGCUGGUUGUAAUACUGAAAUUGGUCAUGGACGCUUUCUCAGUUGUAUGGGCGCUGUUUGGCAUCCUGAGUGUUUUUGCUGUCAUGCUUGCAAUCAGCCUAUAUCUGAUUAUGAGUUCUCAAUGUCUGGGAACUACCCAUAUCACAAAUUUUGUUACAAGGAACACUAUCACCCAAAAUGUGACGUUUGCAAGCAAUUUAUCCCAACAAACAUAAAUGGCCUCAUCGAAUAUAGGGCACACCCUUUCUGGCUACAAAAGUAUUGUCCCUCACAUGAGAUUGAUGGUUCGCCUAGAUGCUGCAGCUGCGAACUAGUUGAGCCAAGAGACGCAAGAUUUGUGACACUUGAUGAUGGGCGGAAGCUAUGUCUUGAAUGUUUGGAUUCAGCUAUAAUGGACACUAGUGAAUGCCAACCGCUUUACCUAGAUAUACAAGAAUUUUACGAAGGCUUGAACAUGAAAGUAGAGCAGCAGGUUCCUUUGCUUUUGGUAGAGAGACAAGCUUUAAAUGAGGCCAUGGAGGGGGAAAAGGGUGGACAUCAUCACCUUCCUGAAACUAGAGGUCUCUGUCUCUCCGAAGAGCAGACUGUUAGCAGUAUACUUAGAAGACCUCGAAUUGGGAGUGGUAACAGAGUAGUGGAUAUGAGGACAGAGCCAUAUAGAUUGACACGACGAUGUGAAGUCACAGCCAUUCUAAUCUUGUAUGGGCUUCCAAGGUUACUUACUGGGUCAAUUCUAGCACAUGAGAUGAUGCAUGCUUGGCUACGACUUAAAGGGUACCGUGGACUGAGUCCAGAAGUGGAAGAAGGAAUCUGCCAGGUGCUGGCGCAUAUGUGGUUAGAUUCAGAGAUCAUGUCAGGUUCUGGCAGUUUUGGUGCGUCCACCUCAUCAGCCUCUUCGUCUUCAGCAACAACAAAGAAGGGUAGGAGAUCACAAUCUGAAAGGAAGCUUGGGGACUUCUUCAAGCACCAGAUAGAAUCAGAUACCUCAUUGGCAUAUGGAGAUGGUUUCAGGGCUGGCAAUCGGGCAGUUCUUCAGUACGGCUUGAGAUGUACUCUUGAACACGUCAAAUAUACUGGGAGUUUUCCUAUCUAAAUGAUUGCUUUCUUCAUUUUCAUUAUUUAUUUCCUUCUUGCUCUUGCAUUGUCUUUAAAGAGAAUACCAAUAUGAUUUGUAAUUAUCAUUGAAGACAAAGAAAAUUGAGAGAAAAUCAAAGGAUAUAGGCCUAGAGAGUUCUCAUGCGGGGAAGGCAUUUGAACAGUUUCUUUGGAAUUUUUGUUAUAUAUUAAUUGUGAACAAUUUAGACUGUGAUCUUUUCUUAUGCUCUCAAGAGAAUUAUUCUGACUCUUUCAUGAAAA
Molecule: messenger RNA, 2051 nt
Organism: Dendrobium catenatum
Lineage: Eukaryota; Viridiplantae; Streptophyta; Magnoliopsida; Asparagales; Orchidaceae
Product: protein DA1
Exons: 12
Coding region: 277-1788 (503 amino acids)
Molecular function (GO): ubiquitin binding
Source: RefSeq, a predicted model, not a curated record